Molecule: messenger RNA, 963 nt
Organism: Drosophila simulans
Lineage: Eukaryota; Metazoa; Arthropoda; Insecta; Diptera; Drosophilidae
Gene: Xport-A
Exons: 2
Coding region: 123-473 (116 amino acids)
Source: RefSeq, a predicted model, not a curated record
AAGAGUGUGUCAUUUGCGGAGCAGCAGUUGGCGAGGAAGCACCAGACGGAGAGCACUUCCAGGACCAACUCCAAUCAAAUGCAGUGCAGUGCGGGCUGACCAACUGCUGCUAUCUGGAUGCAAUGAAGCCGAAGAAAUCGGCCUUUGCCAAUUCAUCUACGGGAUACGGCAGAAACAAGCACGGAAAAGGACACUCUGGCAAGGAUAAAGUCGAGGGUGGUGGUAAGGGCAAGAGCCGAGAGGAGAAGGAUAAGCAUAAGCAUGAGCAGAAGGUGGACGAGAAGGACGACAAGGAUUUAAAUUCCGGCUUCGGCGAUUAUCUUCGCACUCCGGAGGCAUUUGAAAUGAUGAAACUCUUUGUCUUUGCCAAUACCAUAAUGCUAAUUGUCACCAUGGCCUGGCCGCACAUCAAGGAGCAAUUCUACAUGGUUAAUCAGUGGCUUGAAAGCUUUCGCGAGGAGCAUCAGCAGUAGAAACCAAAGGAUCUAUCGAACAAAUAAGUGAAUCAAGUGGAAGGAUACAAAAAUGGUCGGUCCUUUCAUGCAGGGCCUCUUCUUGAUUGGCAUCAUCUACUGGUAUUCCAAGGGGAUGAUGUCCAUGAUCAACGACUACUACAGAAGUGAGUUCCAGCGGAAGUUGCAGGCGGAACCAGCGAAGACGAAGGCGGAGGCACCCAUCAAUGUGGACAACUUUAUGGAUUAUGUUAGGGAGUUGGACACUCCGGACGAGGUGGCUAGAAGCCCGGCGGAAGGAACUGAAUCUCCGCCUAUAGGAUACACCUAUUGCAACAUACUUUUACGAUUCUUGGAGAUUACCGGCACUCUGCCACCUUUUGAUGUUUGCCUAGUUACGAGCAACAUAAGAUAGCCCAUCCUAUAAUUAAUUAUAAAGUAUCAAUUAUACUUAGUGUAUUUUGUAUGAGUUUCGUAGAAUAAAGUAUGGUACUAAAAACCAUAUUGCAUA